Messenger RNA from Tribolium castaneum (red flour beetle), 930 nucleotides. RefSeq names its product UPF0746 protein DDB_G0281095. The transcript is spliced from 2 exons. Lineage: Eukaryota; Metazoa; Arthropoda; Insecta; Coleoptera; Tenebrionidae. The record is from RefSeq and is a predicted model, not a curated record. Bases 125 to 841 code for a protein of 238 amino acids.
AAUUUUUGUUUGAAUACUUUCAUGAAACAUAAAUAUCCAGACGGUCUUCAUAUUGCAUUCAUUUACUCAUUAGGAGCAGUCUAGUAAGUGGUCAAUUUUCCUAAAGCGAAAAAAGCGUUUCAAAAUGGAUGAUGGCUCUAAUAUUUCGCGUUUUGAAAGUAGAAGAAGAAAAAGGCAGACAAGGAAUCGACGCGCUCGCGAAGAAAGGGAGAACGAAAGGGAGAGAGAAAGGGAAAGAGAACGGGAGAGAGAAAGGGAGAGACGAAGGCAACAACGCUUUAUUGAACAGCAACGAAGAAGAGGAAUGGAAGAACGUCUGCGUGAAGAAAGAAGAAGGUUUGAGGUACACAGACGUGAGCUGCGACGCCAUUUGAUUGAUGAGGCAAAGAAGCAGCAAGAACUGCUACAGAAGAAGAUGAUAUUGGAGGACCUGCAGAGGGAAGAGCUGAAGAAACAGCAGACGGAACAGCAAGAGAAACAACAGGAGGAGCAACAGGAGAAACCGCAGGAGGAUCAACAGGAGAAACAGCAGGAGGAGCAACAGGAGAAACAGCAGGAGGAGCAACAGGAGAAACAACAGGAGGAGCAACAGGAGAAACAGCAGGAGGAGCAACAGAAAAAACAGCAGGAGGAGCAACAGGAGAAACAACAGGAGAAACAGCAGGAGGAGCAACAGGAGAAACAGCAGGAGGAGCAACAGGAGAAACAGCAGGAGGAGCAACAGGAGAAACAGCAGGAGGAACAACAAGAGGAAGUGCAGGAAAAACCAAAGGAGGAUCAACAGGAGAAAGAAGAGCCGAAAUUGGAGGAGAAAAAUGACGAAGAAAACAAGGAAAACUAAUGAAUUUGAUCAAUUUGAUUGCUUGUUACAUCACAUACUCUGUUAUUAUAAAGUAUGUAACAAAAUUGAUUAAAUAAAUAAAAAUAUCA